Molecule: messenger RNA, 402 nt
Organism: Lodderomyces beijingensis
Lineage: Eukaryota; Fungi; Ascomycota; Pichiomycetes; Serinales; Debaryomycetaceae
Source: the annotation of a GenBank genome assembly
AUGAAGGAUCCAAUUACUUGUCACAUACUCGAUACCCACCGCGGUAAGCCAGCAGCCUCAGUGCUCGUGCAAUUGUUCACCAUAUCGAGCAUCACCAACGACUUCAACAAGAUCCCCUUUGCACAAGCCAAGACCGAUGCGGACGGAAGGGUCACGAGCUGGACUUUUGAUCCCGACGUCAACUACAACGCCACCGGCGUGCUCAAUGGCAGAUGGGAGAAGUUGGUCCCCGGUCAAUACAAGAUGAAGUUCUUGACUAGCAAGUAUUUCAAGGAGCAAGGCGGAGAGACGUUUUUCCCCUAUGUCGAGAUUACGUUUGAAGUUGGCGAGGGCAAAGGUGACCACUACCAUAUUCCUUUGUUGUUGAGCAAUUACAGCUACACCACGUAUAGAGGAAGUUAG